Hordeum vulgare subsp. vulgare (domesticated barley) is the source of this 1312-nucleotide messenger RNA. RefSeq lists its product as uncharacterized. The transcript has a single exon. Lineage: Eukaryota; Viridiplantae; Streptophyta; Magnoliopsida; Poales; Poaceae. The record is from RefSeq and is a predicted model, not a curated record. Bases 230 to 1042 code for a protein of 270 amino acids.
GCGAUCCAAAGCAUCUCAUAUUCUCAUUCCUGUGUUGCAAAGAGCCACAUACAAAAAAACCCAUAUAUAAUUCCGAUCCUUUAACAAAGACACCUCAUAAAAUUCCUAGAAUCAAAGAAUGCCACAACCCCUGAAACCGUUGGAGCGGCCCCAUGUUUGGGUAUCCAUGGCGAAGCGCUAACACCGGCCUUAUCUUCGAGAUGCCACCGGACCCCACACCACAGCGGCCAUGCCACGUCGCAGCACACCAGGCAGACCAAACUCACUGCCGUCGCAGGCGCGCGGACACGCGCACCAACACUGCUCUUCUUCAUCCUAUCGCCGUCCCCGAUCUCUCUCUCUAUCUGACUCCUCCCGCCACCUUCCUCGUCGAUCCCCGGGCUUAUCUUUCCCCCACGCCACUCAAGAACCCUGCGACACCGCCGUCCUUUGGCCUUUAGCAUCCCAGCGCACCUAUAAAUCGCGUCGUCCGGCGGCAAGGAAGGCAUACGCGUCGACAGAGGAACCGGAAGGGAGGGACAAAGGUGAGAGAGACCCAAGGAUUCGGUGCUUGUCAGAGGACCAUCAUCUGCGAUCGUACCGCAUGGGGAUGCACCAGUCGACGACGACCCACGGCGACGGCCCCAAGAAGGUCCUCCGCCGGCUGCCGCACGUGUACAGCAAGGUGCUCGAGCUGCCGCUCCCCGCGGACGCCGACGUCAGGGCGUUCGAGGGCACCACUGCGCUCCACUUCUUCGCGGCCUGCGGCGCCAUGGGCGAGGUGAGGGCGCGGCUCGUGAGGAUUUACCCCGGGGUCGUCAAGGUGGUGGUGGUGCACGCUGGGACCGGAGACGGCGGCGAGGACGGCGACGACAUGGAGCUUGACAGGUGGAGGUACCGGCUGCCUGAAGAUUGUUGCCCGGAGCUGGCUAUGGCCGGGUACGUCGACGGGCAGCUUAUCGUGACGGUGCCCAAGGGACGCGGCGAAGGCGGCGACGGGGCUUGGAGGUGCGGCAAUGGAGCAGCGGGGGAGAUUGGUGGGAAGCUCGUGGUCGUGCAAUAGAACCGGUGGGGUACUAGUGAGCGAGCGUGAGCUCCAUAAUUGCUCAUCUAGUCUUGAGUAUUCUGGUUACUUCUUGCCAUUUGUUUCUUCUUUUUCCAUAAAGAUGGGCGCUUUGUGUUCUGCUCCUUCCUGAUUUGGGGAAGAGAACUGUUCAAUAAGCAACCUUCCUAGCCUGCUCAAGGACAGUCAUUGCAAAGUUUGUACAAACUCUUUGGUCCUUGGAAUGAAAUGUGAAUGCAGAUGAAACUGUGAGAAAAUGUUUUAUCGGAA